CAUUGGAAAUAUGUAACGAACCAUUUUAAGAACUUCGGCUUAGACUUCGGCUUGCGUCGUCGUCGUCGUACCCAGAAUGCCGUGCAGAGUUCUCUAAGCCAAGAUGGCGGCAAGAUUGCUGCUCUUGCCUCUGGUUGUAACUUUAUUUUCUCAGUUGGUUCCCGCAAAAGAAGGCAAAUCUUUCGAUAAUUUCCUCAAGAGUGAUCACACCAAUAACUGGGCUGUGCUGGUGUGCACCUCCCGGUUUUGGUUCAACUAUCGGCAUGUAGCUAACGUUCUUUCCAUCUAUAGAAGUGUCAAGAGACUGGGAAUCCCUGACAGUCACAUUAUUGUUAUGCUGGCUGAUGACAUGGCUUGUAAUGCUCGGAAUCCAAGACCAGGAACAGUGUUCAAUAAUGCAAACCAGCACAUCAAUGUUUAUGGUGAUGAUAUUGAAGUGGAUUACAGAGGAUAUGAGGUAACAGUGGAGAAUUUUAUUAGAAUCUUGACAGGUCGCUUGCCACCCAGUGUGCCAAGGUCCAAGAGGUUGCUUUCAGAUGAGAGAAGCAAUAUUCUGGUCUAUAUGACAGGACAUGGUGGUGAUGGCUUUCUCAAGUUUCAAGAUGCUGAGGAGAUAACAAGUGUUGAGCUGGCAGAUGCCUUUGAACAAAUGUGGCAGAAAAGACGGUAUAAUGAGGUUUUCUUAAUUGUGGAUACUUGCCAAGCAUAUUCCAUGACUCAAAAACUGUACUCGCCAAACAUUCUUGCUGUUGGUAGCAGUUUAGUGGGAGAGGACUCCCUUUCUCAUCAUGAAGACCCAGCCAUUGGAGUGCAUGUGAUUGACAGAUAUACCUAUUACGUGCUUCAAUUUUUGGAAGGUGUCACUCCCAACAGCAAAGCCACUGUAGGAGAGUUAUUUAAAUAUACCAAACCAGCUUUGGUGAUAUCCACACCUGGAAUGAGGUCCGACUUAUUUAGAAGGGACCCUGCUAAAGUUCUGGUCACAGAUUUCUUUGGCAGUGUUCACAGUAUUGAGAUAUCAAACACCUCAGCUAUUGAUCUUCUGGAGGACACUCCAUGCAGACAAGAGCACUGUCCAACAUCACCAGUGCAGUCAAGUGCAAGUCAUCAAAUGUCAGACAAACGCACUUUGCAUGAACAGUUUCCAAAAGCAACAAAGAAGGAUGAUAAGGAAUGGCAGUUUUCAACUGAAUUCCUGCUGUCUGUGACUGUGUUCAUGGUUAUGGUUGGCUUGGCCUCAUUGAGAUGACUAAAUGACCUGGACAAAUAAACCACUCCAUGGCUAGAGGCUCAUUCCUGAAGAAGAUUCAAGUUCAACAUGCCCUACCUAAAGAGAAUGGAGCUCUAGACCUUUUAAGUUAAAAGUGCUCUUGGCAUGAAGUAAGAGGAGAGGACUGCUGUAAUAUUUAUGAGGAAAGCUAGAAGGAAAAAAAAAAAAA
Orbicella faveolata is the source of this 1439-nucleotide messenger RNA. Its product is annotated as GPI-anchor transamidase-like. Gene Ontology annotation, biological process: attachment of GPI anchor to protein; proteolysis. The record is from RefSeq and is a predicted model, not a curated record. Gene Ontology annotation, cellular component: GPI-anchor transamidase complex. NCBI's taxonomy places the organism in Eukaryota, Metazoa, Cnidaria, Anthozoa, Scleractinia, Merulinidae. Gene Ontology annotation, molecular function: GPI-anchor transamidase activity.